Selaginella moellendorffii is the source of this 1103-nucleotide messenger RNA. RefSeq names its product myelin transcription factor 1-like. NCBI's taxonomy places the organism in Eukaryota, Viridiplantae, Streptophyta, Lycopodiopsida, Selaginellales, Selaginellaceae. The record is from RefSeq and is a predicted model, not a curated record. The coding region runs from base 42 to 866 and encodes 274 amino acids. The transcript is spliced from 2 exons.
UCGAGCUCUAGAUCUGCGUGAAGAAAGCCCUAGUAAAAAAAAUGGCGGAUGGAAGUGGAGGAGAGGCCGCCCUGGCGAUGGCAGAGGUGAAGAGAAGAGCGCGCGAUGAGAUCGCCGGCGACGCUGCUGCUGGAGGCAAGAGAUUACGCGCGACGGAGCUCUUCGAUGAGCCGCUCGCGGCGGCGUCGCGGCCAUCGCCAGGGAUCAAGCACCAGGGGCAGGAGAAUGGGGUAAGCAUCAGGGACGAGGAAUUCGCGACCGCCGAGGUUGUGAAUGCCAGCCGGAGCGGUAGCGCCAGCGCAGCGGCCGUGGAAGAUUUCGGGGAGGAGGAGGAUGGAUUGCGGUCGGAUGUAGAGGAGGAGGAAGAGGAGGAGUUUGUAGAUGAGACCGAGAGCGACGAAGUGGACGAUGAGGAGGAAGAAGGGGAUUACACGGACGAGGACGACUACAGCGAUGUGGAGCUCCAGCUAUCGGGCGCUCAAAAUCGCCCGAGAAGGAUAGAGAAGGGGAUCGUCCUGGACAAGGGGAAGAACAAGGCGGCGGCGGCGGUGGCUCCUCCGCAGGACUACAAAGGCAAAGGCAAGGCGAUCGUCCAGGAGGAGGACAGCAGCAGCGACGAUAGCGAAGUGGGCGUGGACGAGGACGAGUUCCUCAAGGCAAACAUGGCAGCGCUCAGGGACGCCGAUGCGCUGGAGGAGGUGGACUUGAACAACAUUCUUCCCACAAGGACGCGCCGGCGGACGAUCCAGCAGCCCGUCCAUUGCGAUGAUCCUGGCAAUGGAUCCAGCGAGGAGGACGAAGACUAUGUUGCCGGUGGCGAGCUCGGCACUCCAGGAGGAGGAGGAGGAGGAGGAGGAGGGAAAUGAUCACGCUGCUGUACGUGGUAUGUUCUUCCAUUUCUUUUCCCUGUCGCUGAGAUCUCUUAGAUUUGAUCGUGUGAUAGUUUUGGUGGUCUGUGAAUGCAGGUGACUUGUUGCCUAUGCGUAUUUCAUUGCUGCAAAAUGUUUGCCAGUUUUGAUGCAAUGUAGGGUUUUUCUUGUCUUCCUGGUAACUUUUCUUUUCUUACUUUCUAACCCAAUGUAAAUAUUGGAUUUUCACCUCCU